Siniperca chuatsi (mandarin fish) is the source of this 3139-nucleotide messenger RNA. RefSeq names its product eukaryotic elongation factor 2 kinase (gene eef2k). NCBI's taxonomy places the organism in Eukaryota, Metazoa, Chordata, Actinopteri, Centrarchiformes, Sinipercidae. The record is from RefSeq and is a predicted model, not a curated record. Gene Ontology annotation, molecular function: ATP binding; elongation factor-2 kinase activity; calcium ion binding. Bases 416 to 2731 code for a protein of 771 amino acids. Gene Ontology annotation, biological process: protein phosphorylation. The transcript is spliced from 21 exons.
AGUACAAUGGCGGACCAAAAACGUUAUAUGAUCUUCGUUGUGUAGUCAAUACUGGUCAGAUGUGUCCUCGUUAGCUACACGUUUAAGAUAACAGUUUACAGUUUGUCUACGGAGCCCCGAAGGGGUAACGUAGCGUGAACGGGCGUGGCUCGGAGAAUAUUGUGGAAUAGUGUGCUACGUGCAGAGGGUGCACGUCGCCGUGGUGGACGGUAACAAGAACUACGGCCCGCUGCCAGGCACGUCCCCGGACCUUCAGGGUACAUUGGAGAACCAGGACCAAUCCAGUCUGAUCUGGGAGGAGAGAACAGCUACUUCUAUCCAGUCUGUUUAACUUCUAACCGAAACUGAGAGAGACGGAAGAAGACCGAGGUGACUGACUACAGUCUGUCAAGAUAAAGCGAUUCAAGCAGACAUCAUGGAGGAUGACCUGAUGUUUAGCAUGGAGGAGGAGGAGGGCAGCGCCAAGAGACCCCCUGUCCAACGAAGUGCCCCCAAUCAGCGGGCCUCUUCCAUCAGUGACGCCAACACCAGUGAUGACGAUGACGAAGACCACUUCAUCUCCCCCAUCCUCGACGACUCUGCCAAAGAAAUUUGUCACUACCUGAAGAAUAUUGUUUACACUCGGCAGCUGUCAAACUCUCUUCCUAAGAGCAACUUUGUGUACAAGAAUGAAACAGAAACAGUGGCAGAGCCUCGGUCGUACAAAGUUUUGUCUGAGAGUGCACGGGAGGCAUGGAAACAUGCGAUCGAAAAGGCCAAAGCCAUGCCCGACCCGUGGGCACAAUUUCAUCUGGAGGACAUCAAGACUGAACCCUGCAUUCGUUACAGGUACAAUGCCAUCACAGGAGAGUGGGCUCAAGACCAGGUCCACAUCAAGAUGGCUGCCCAGCCGUUUGGGAAAGGGGCCAUGAGGGAGUGCUUCAGAGCAAAGAAGUUGUCGAAUUUCUCACACAGCAGCAACUGGAAGUCAGCAUCUAAUUAUGUGGCCAAGAGUUACAUGGAGACGGUGGACAGAAAUGUUUACUUUGAGGACGUCAGGCUGCAGAUGGAGGCCAAACUAUGGGGAGAAGAGUACAACCGCCACCGACCUCCCAAACAGGUGGACAUCAUGCAGAUGUGUGUGGUGGAGAUGAAAGACAGACCAGGUAAACCUCUCUUCCAUCUGGAACAUUACAUCGAGGGCAAGUACAUCAAAUACAACUCCAACUCUGGCUUUGUGAGGGACGACAACAUCCGACUCACUCCACAGGCCUUCAGUCACUUCUCUUUUGAGCGAUCGGGCCACCAGCUGAUCGUGGUGGACAUCCAAGGAGUCGGAGAUCUCUACACUGACCCUCAGAUCCACACAGAGAAGGGGACUGACUUUGGAGAUGGAAAUCUAGGUGUGCGAGGCAUGGCGCUGUUCUUCCACUCCCACCUGUGUAACAAGAUCUGCAAGAGUAUGGGCCUGACGCCUUUUGACCUUUCCCGUGCAGAGAAGUCCCAGCUGGACUGUACCAACAAACUGCUUAAGUCAGCCCAGACGGUGCUGAGGGGCUGUGAGGAGCCCUGCGGUUCUCCUCGUGUUCGGACCAUGUCAGGAAGCCGGGCACCUCUGCUGUUAUCCCGCCUGUCUGAGACGUCAUCUGCAGACGAGAGCAUGAGCGACGUGGACUCAGUUCCCUGCUCCCCUCUCAUCUUCCCCUGCUCUCCGCUAGCUGCACAUGGAUCUAUGGGCAAGUCCGCUAUCUGCUUAUCUUUUACUGGAAUGUACGAACAUGAAAGACUCAACAGUAACAACACAGGUGAACAGAAGGAAUCUGAUAGCGGCGGCGACAGCGGCUAUCCCAGCGAGAGGAGGAGUGAUGGCGACCCAAAUGACCACGUAGACGGGGCCCAUCAUCGCUACCAAAGACAUUAUUCUGAGUCGGAUGAGGACAGUGUCAAACGGAGGAAGAUGGUAGCUCCUCCAAGAGUCUCUGCAAACUUAAAUUCAUACAAUUCUAACAACAACUGGCUGACAGAGGAAAAGUGGAGCUUCUACCAUUCGUCUCGCGCUCACGUCCACCGACCUUCCUGUGUGGCCACUGAGGUGGAGCGACUCAACACUCUGCUGCAGAAGAAGAUUGGCCAGUCGAUCCUCGGAAAGGUCCACCUGGCGAUGGUGCGUUACCAUGAAGCGGGUCGUUUCUGUGAGAAGGAUGAGCAGUGGGAUCAGGACUCAGCCAUGUUCCACCUGGAGAGAGCUGCACUGUGUGGAGAACUGGAGGCCAUCGUAGCCUUGGGACAGUGCUGUCUGCAGCUGCCUCAUCACAUACUGCCAGACAUGGAGCUGGAGGAAAAUGAAGGAAACAGGAUGAAAGGUUUUAAGUAUCUGCUGCUGGCUGCUGAGGCUGGUGACAGAUCUUCUAUGAUCAUAGUGGCCAGAGCCUUUGAUACUGGGAUCAAUCUGUCAGCUGACAGAAAGCAGGACUGGGAAGAGGCGAUUCACUGGUAUGACAGUGCGUUGAACAUGACAGACUACGAUGAGGGGGGAGAGUUCGAUGGGACACAGGACGAGCCUCGAUACCUGCUGCUGGCCAGAGAGGCAGAGAUGUACCAAGUGGGAGGCUACAACCUCACCGCAGACCCACAGAGAGCAGGUGAUCUGUUUACAGAAGCAGCAGAAGCUGCCAUGGCGGCCAUGAAAGGUCGAUUGGCUAACCAGUACUAUAUGAAAGCCGAAGAAGCCUGGGCGCUAAUGGAGGAGUAAUUCUGGAUUCACAUUUUUAUGUGAAAAAGGCCACAGGAGUUAAUGUGUCUGACUUAUAGCCAGGCCAGUUUACAUAUUGUUUAUUGCAGAAUUUUAUGCUAAUGGUGCUCUGCGUGUGUGCGUGUGUUCAGCCUUCAAGAAUCAGCCGUACAUAUUCAGGUUUCUGUUCUUCUUGUCCUGUUUGUGAAACUAGUCAUCCUGACUCCUCUUUUCUUUAAUUCCCUCUCUGAUUAUCUUUUGGCUAAGUGAAUGUGGUUCUAUGAAAGAGAAGAUCUGAAGAUUCAAAACAAAAAAAUGGCUUACUCACUUUGACUGUUAACACAUUUAUGUUGGAAGAAUGUAUGUGAAAAAAAAAAGCUUGGCGUAUGAAACUGUAAAAUAAAGUUUGGAUUGCUUUUUAUGGGUAAA